This is a messenger RNA of Pterocles gutturalis (yellow-throated sandgrouse), 6076 nucleotides long. It is a transcript of the gene HERC1, whose product is annotated as HECT and RLD domain containing E3 ubiquitin protein ligase family member 1. Gene Ontology annotation, molecular function: protein binding; ubiquitin-protein transferase activity. The record is from RefSeq and is a predicted model, not a curated record. Lineage: Eukaryota; Metazoa; Chordata; Aves; Pterocliformes; Pteroclidae.
AAGACUGGGAUAUGUUAGAUGUAGACGAAGAUGAAAAGCUGACAGGAGAAGAAGAGUUUGAAUUACUGGCUGGACCUCUUGGGUUAAAUGAUCGACGUAUUGUACCUGAACCUGUACAGUUCCCUGACAGUGAUCCUCUGGGUGCUUCGGUGGCAAUGGUGACAGCCACCAACAGUAUGGAAGAAACAUUGAUGCAAAUAGGCUGUCACGGCUCUAUAGAAAAAAGUUCUUCUGGCAGGAUAACCUUAGGAGAGCAAGCAGCUGCUCUAGCAAAUCCCCAUGACCGUGUUAUGGCUCUAAGAAGAGUGACAGCUGCUGCCCAAGUCCUCCUUGCAAGAACUAUGGUUAUGAGAGCACUCUCACUUCUGUCUGUCAGUGGUUCCAGUUGUAGCCUGGCAGCUGGUCUUGAAUCCUUGGGAUUGACAGAUAUCAGAACUUUGGUUCGUUUAAUGUGCCUCGCUGCAGCAGGGAGAGCAGGCCUCUCCACAAGUCCAUCCACGGUGUCAAGUUCAACAGAGCGAUCUAGAGGAAUACACAGCAAAACAAGCAAACCUAUAUCUUGUCUUGCCUAUCUGAGUACAGCCGUAGGCUGUUUGGCAUCAAACACUCCUAGUGCUGCAAAAUUGCUGGUACAGUUAUGUACACAGAAUUUGAUUUCUGCAGCGACUGGUGUAAACUUAACAACGGUUGACGAUCCAAUUCAGCGAAAAUUUUUGCCAAGUUUUUUAAGAGGAAUUGCAGAAGAAAACAAACUUGUAACAUCUCCAAAUUUUGUGGUUACUCAAGCACUUGUAGCAUUGUUGGCAGACAAAGGGGCCAAACUGAGGCCAAAUUACGAUAAAGCAGAAAUUGAAAAGAAAGGCCCUCUGGAGCUGGCUAACGCACUAGCAGCUUGCUGCCUCUCUUCAAGGUUAUCUUCACAACAUAGGCAGUGGGCUGCUCAGCAGCUGGUGCGAACUCUCGCAGCACACGAUCGAGAUAAUCAAACUAUUCCUCAGACCCUCGCUGAUAUGGGGGGAGACUUACGAAAAUGUUCCUUCAUAAAAUUAGAGGCUCAUCAGAACAGGGUCAUGACAUGUGUUUGGUGCAAUAAAAAGGGACUUUUGGCAACUAGUGGAAAUGAUGGAACCAUAAGAGUGUGGAAUGUUACAAAGAAGCAAUAUUCAUUACAACAAACAUGUGUGCUCAACAAACUAGAAGGUGAUUCUGAAGAAAGUCUGGGGUCGCCCAGUGACCUUAGUUUGUCUCUUGUCUGUUGGAGCAUCAGUGGCAAGUAUCUGUCUGGAGCUACAGAAAAGAUGGUGAACAUAUGGCAAGUGAAUGGAGGAAAAGGAUUAUUAGAUCUUCAGCCUCACUGGGUAUCUGCUCUAGCUUGGCCAGAAGAAGGGCCAACUGCAGCGUGGACAGGAGAUGCUCCAGAAUUAUUAUUAAUUGGUCGUAUGGAUGGAUCUCUUGGUCUUAUUGAAGUUGUAGAUAUUUCAACCAUGCACCGGCUGGAACUGGAACACUGCUACAGGAAGGAUGUGUCUGUCACAUGCCUUGCCUGGUUCAGUGAAGACAAACCAUUUGCAGUUGGCUAUUCAGAUGGAAAAUUGCUAAUAGGAGCAAAGGAACCACUUGAAAAAGGAGGAAUUGUUCUUGUUGAUGCACAUAAGGAUAUGAUUGUUAGUAUGAAGUGGGAUCCAACUGGUAAGAUUCUCCUGACAUGUGCCAAAGAAGAAACAGUGAAACUCUGGGGAUAUAUGGGAGGAUGUUGGAGACGUCUGCAUUCACUGUCACAUCCAGCUCUUGUGAAUGGCAUUGCCUGGUGUGCUCUGCCAGGGAAGGGACCCAAGUUGCAGCUUUUACUAGCUACAGGAUGCCACAACGGUUUGGUGUGUGUCUGGGCUGUUCCCCAGGACAUAGUAAUGACGUUGCAAUCCAGCUCAACGUGCUCAGAAGGAUGGUGGGAUGAAGAAACAAGUGCCAAGGAUGGAUACAGAAAAGCAGUAGAAGUCAAGUGUGCAUUUCAACUGAGAGGACAUAUUGCUCCUGUUCGGACUGUUGCAUUCAGCCCUGAUGGACUGGCAUUAGUAUCUGGUGGACUUGGUGGUCUCAUGAACAUUUGGUCCUUACGGGAUGGCUCAGUAUUACAGAGUGUUGUGAUAGGUUCUGGAGCUAUUCAGACUGCAGUAUGGAUACCUGAAGUUGGAGUAGCUGCUUGCUCUAACAGAUCAAAGGAUGUGUUGGUAGUGAACUGUACAUCAGAGUGGAUAUCUUCCAAUCACGUCCUUGCAACAUGUAGGACUGCACUGAAACAGCAAGGAGUUCUGGGAUUAAAUAUGGCCCCUUGCAUGCGAGCUUUCUUGGAACGUUUGCCCAUAAUGCUUCAGGAGCAGUAUGCUUACGAAAAGCCCCACGUGGUUUGUGGAGACCAGCUUGUUCACAGUCCUUACAUGCAGUGCUUGGCAUCGCUCGCUGUGGGCCUUCACCUGGAUCAGCUCUUGUGCAACCCCCCAGUCCCUCCUCAUCACCAGAACUGCCUCCCUGAUCCUUCCGCCUGGAAUCCUACAGAAUGGGCCUGGCUGGAGUGUUUCUCCACUACUAUAAAAGCUGCUGAAGCUCUGGCCAAGGGAGCACAAUUCCCAGAAUCCUUUACUGUUCCGGACCUGGAGCCUGUUCCAGAGGAUGAGCUUACUCUGCUAAUGGAUAACAGUAAAUGGAUCAAUGGCAUGGAUGAACAGAUAAUGUCUUGGGCAACAUCGAGGCCAGAGGAUUGGCACUUGGGAGGCAAAUGUGACGUGUAUCUGUGGGGAGCAGGUAGACACGGACAGUUAGCAGAAGCUGGUAGAAAUGUCAUGAUACCAGUAGCAGCACCUUCCUUCUCUCAGGCUCAGCAGGUUGUGUGUGGUCAGAACUGUACUUUUGUCAUUCAAGCUAAUGGCACGGUUUUGGCUUGCGGAGAAGGGAGCUAUGGGCGACUAGGACAAGGAAAUUCUGACGAUCUUCAUGUCUUAACAGUCAUUUCAGCGCUGCAAGGCUUCGUUGUGACGCAGCUGGUGACCUCUUGUGGAUCUGACGGACAUUCCAUGGCUUUAACAGAAAGUGGGGAAGUCUUUAGCUGGGGAGAUGGAGAUUAUGGCAAACUGGGGCAUGGAAACAGCGACAGACAGCGCCGACCAAGACAAAUAGAAGCUCUGCAAGGAGAAGAAGUGGUGCAGAUGUCAUGCGGCUUCAAACAUUCAGCUGUGGUGACAGCAGAUGGCAAACUUUUUACAUUUGGAAACGGUGAUUAUGGUCGAUUAGGACUUGGAAAUACUUCCAAUAAGAAACUUCCAGAAAGAGUGACGGCGCUGGAAGGUUACCAGAUUGGACAGGUGGCCUGUGGACUCAAUCAUACUGUAGCUGUGUCAACAGAUGGCUCAAUGGUUUGGGCUUUUGGAGAUGGAGAUUAUGGUAAACUUGGUUUGGGAAAUUCCACUGCAAAAUCCUCACCGCAGAAAGUGGAUAUUCUUUGUGGAAUUGGAAUUAAGAAAGUUGCCUGUGGAACCCAGUUCUCUGUUGCACUCACAAAAGAUGGUCAUGUAUAUACUUUUGGACAAGAUCGCCUGAUAGGUUUGCCAGAAGGUCGCGCUCGAAAUCACAACAGACCCCAGCAAGUUCCAGUACUGUCAGGAGUCUUCAUUGAAGACAUAGCUGUAGGAGCAGAGCAUACGCUAGCUUUGUCAUCUACCGGGGAUGUAUAUGCUUGGGGGAGCAACUCUGAAGGGCAGCUUGGACUGGGCCAUACCAACCAUGUCAGAGAACCAACACUCAUAACAGUGCUGCAAGGAAAGAAUGUUCGACAAAUUUCAGCAGAAAAAAGUGCUGCCUGGACAGCUCCACCUGUUCCACCCAGAGCUCCAGGUGUUUCAGUGCCUUUACAGCUUGGUUUACCUGAUGCCAUUCCACCACAGUAUGGGGCACUAAAGGAAGUGAGCAUUCAUACAGUAAGAGCAAGGCUCAGACUGCUGUACCAUUUUUCUGAUCUCAUGUACUCUUCAUGGAGAUUACUUAACCUCAGUCCCAACAACCAGAACAGUACAUCCCAUUACAAUGCUGGAACAUGGGGAAUAGUUCAAGGACAGCUAAGGCCCUUGCUAGCACCACGAGUAUACACGCUCCCCAUGGUACGCUCGAUAGGAAAAACUAUGGUUCAGGGGAAAAACUACGGGCCACAGAUUACUGUGAAAAGGAUAUCAACCAGAGGUCGGAAAUGCAAGCCCAUUUUUGUACAGAUAGCAAGGCAAGUGGUAAAGCUGAAUGCAUCAGACCUUCGCCUACCUUCCCGUGCCUGGAAAGUGAAACUGGUUGGAGAAGGAGCUGACGAUGCAGGUGGAGUGUUUGAUGACACUAUUACAGAAAUGUGUCAGGAACUUGAAACUGGAAUAGUAGACCUGCUUAUUCCUUCCCCAAAUGCGACAGCUGAAGUAGGCUACAAUAGAGAUAGGUUUCUCUUUAACCCUUCAGCAUGUUUAGAUGAACAUCUGAUGCAGUUUAAGUUCUUGGGCAUUCUCAUGGGUGUAGCUAUUCGUACAAAAAAGCCAUUAGAUCUUCAUCUGGCUCCAAUGGUCUGGAAGCAACUUUGUUGUAUCCCACUCAUCUUGGAGGAUUUGGAGGAGGUAGAUCUGCUCUAUGUGCAGACCCUCAACAGCAUUCUUCACAUUGAAGACAGUGGGAUUACUGAAGAAAAUUUCCAUGAGAUGAUUCCUUUAGAUUCCUUUGUUGGCCAAAGUGCUGAUGGUAAAAUGGUUCCCAUAAUCCCUGGAGGGAACAGCAUCCCACUUACCUUUUCAAACAGGAAAGAAUAUGUGGAGAGGGCAAUUGAGUACAGACUCCAUGAAAUGGACCGUCAGGUGGCUGCUGUAAGAGAAGGAAUGUCUUGGAUUGUUCCGGUUCCUUUGUUGUCUCUUCUGACUGCCAAGCAGUUGGAGCAAAUGGUCUGUGGAAUGCCAGAAAUAUCAGUUGAAGUUCUGAAGAAGGUUGUGCGAUACAGAGAAGUUGAUGAGCAGCAUCAGCUAGUACAGUGGUUCUGGCAUACCCUCGAGGAAUUUUCAAAUGAGGAGAGAGUCCUUUUCAUGAGGUUUGUGUCAGGAAGAUCUCGACUGCCAGCCAACACAGCUGAUAUCUCUCAGCGAUUCCAAAUAAUGAAGGUUGAUAGGCCUUACGACAGCUUGCCUACCUCACAGACUUGUUUCUUUCAACUGAGGCUCCCACCUUACUCCAGUCAACUAAUCAUGGCAGAGCGUUUGCGCUAUGCAAUCAAUAAUUGCAGGUCUAUAGAUAUGGACAAUUAUAUGCUCUCACGGAAUGUAGACAAUGCAGAGGGCUCAGACACAGAUUAUUAACAUUCUGUGAACAAAAUCAUCUUCCUUUUACUACAAAUAGUGCCCUAAGUCCAAUUCAUUGUUGACAUAAUUUUACAGUAACCAUAGAUGUUUUAGGAGCAUAAAACCAGAUGUUAAUAGAAGUGGCCUCAUUUUAGUUACUCUAAAUGUAAGAAAAAAUUAGAUGUUUUUAUUUUUUUGUGAAUGUACAAAAGAAAAAAAGGAAAAAGAAAGCAAAAAAAAUCUGAGCAGUAAGGUUUUUUUUCUCCUUUUUUUGGUCACUUUUGAUAAGUUUGCAUGGAGACAUUUUGGUGCAUUUUUGUUGGGAAUAGUACGUUUGUAAGCCCUCCCAGUGAACAUGAAGAGUUGUACAUUGUGUAUAAUUGUUCACUAGCAAGGACAGUUUUACAUGAAUAUUCACAUAUUUAUUUUGUUUUAAUUUGAAUUGCCUGUGCAGGGUUCUUUAUGCAGAGAAAAAUAAAGCAAAUUCAAGAAAUGGUUGCUUGUAUGCAUUUGUGAACUGUGAUUGCUUUACUCAGUCUUCAUACUGUUAUAUGUUGUCUCAGGAAAUUAUACUAUUACAGUGUUUAGACAGGACGUGACAUUUGAAGCGUCUUGAAAUACUGAUCAUCAGCGUAUCUGAUGUGUAGUACUGUGCUCUUCAUUCUUAAUGUCUUGGAGGUACUGUCUUUUUUGGGUAUACCACUAUUUAUUCUUUGUACUUCAAUACA